Messenger RNA from Talaromyces rugulosus, 528 nucleotides. RefSeq lists its product as uncharacterized. The record is from RefSeq and is a predicted model, not a curated record. The transcript has a single exon. The coding region runs from base 1 to 528 and encodes 175 amino acids. NCBI's taxonomy places the organism in Eukaryota, Fungi, Ascomycota, Eurotiomycetes, Eurotiales, Trichocomaceae.
AUGGAAGGAAUCUCCGACGAUGCUCACAGUCGUCGCCAAUGUUUUUCCAAUUUUCACCCACAGGCGGCCAAUACGAGUGGUCCCUUUGAUACCUGGGUUGAGGGUGAGGUCGACAAGAUCCACAAAAGCAUCGAGGGCAGUCUGCGUGAUCUUGAGAUGCAAAUCAAGUCGGCCGUAGAAAAAUUGGCGAUCCUCUCCCACGCGAACUACGACAUAGCUAAGGCCUUUGAGUUUCUAAGCGAUGAUGCUUGCCCAGGCGAAAAAGUGUACGUGAGCGAAACCAUGGGUACACCGAUACAAAUAUUGCUGUACAACCGCGUCAAACACUGGCUAUGGCGAAAGGCAGAGAGAGCCAAGGUUGUCUCUUUCUGGGUAUCACAAAAGGUCAAAUUAGGCGACAUAUGUAAAAGUCGUAUCUGCACGUUGGAUAAACUAGCCGAGGCCUAUAAUGCAGUGCAGCACGAGAUCAAUAUGAUGGAAAAGGUGCUGGGCAUGGCUAUCACGACUGGUCCCCUCAUAAAGAAGUAA